Molecule: messenger RNA, 2060 nt
Organism: Oreochromis niloticus (Nile tilapia)
Lineage: Eukaryota; Metazoa; Chordata; Actinopteri; Cichliformes; Cichlidae
Product: bone morphogenetic protein 7
Exons: 7
Coding region: 330-1607 (425 amino acids)
Biological process (GO): BMP signaling pathway
Cellular component (GO): extracellular region
Molecular function (GO): cytokine activity; growth factor activity
Source: RefSeq, a predicted model, not a curated record
CACCCAUCCGUGUGAUUAGCACAGAGAUCUUCACUGUAGAACACUGCAGCCCCUCACCCCCGUUUUCUUAUUCUGAACUGCUCCUGCCCCUCCCCUGACACACCGACCUCAGUAAGAUCCAUCCCCAAGUUGCCAUUAAGAAGAGCGCACAGCUGUGGUACACCGAAGACCACGCGCAACGGCAGAUCGUCAAUGAAUGAUAUUCGAUAUAGAUAGGUGGCAGUGUGUUUGGCGUUACCCGCACGCAGGAGAUACCUUUAUGAAGAAACAACAUAUCCAGUUUUAUCUUUCGACUAAUUCGAAGCGCACGUAAAAACUGAGCUAAAAUAAUGUUGACAAGCGCCUUGGCAAAGAUAACGUUCCUCCUGUCGUGGAGUUACUUAGUGCUGGCCACGCGGGUCGCUUUCUCCAACUUCUCCGUGGACAAUGAAGUGCGCUCCAGCUUUAUCCAGCGGCGACUGAGGGGCCAGGAGCGCAGAGAGAUGCAGCGGGAGAUCCUCUCCAUCCUGGGGCUGCCGCAGCGUCCGCGUCCGCACGUGCACACCAAACGCAAUGCCGCCCCAAUGUUCAUGCUGGACCUCUAUAACACUAUUAGUAUAGACCCAGAACAGUACAGGUAUUCAAACUACGAGACAGUUUUACCAACGCAGACCUCCCCACUGGUGACCCCACAGGACAGCCGAUUCCUAGAAGAAGCAGACACGGUGAUGAGCUUUGUCAACCUCAUUGAUCAGGAUCAGGAUCUUCUCCUCCAGCGCCAUGCUACAGAGUUUCGCUUUGACCUUUCACGUAUUCCAGAGGGAGAGGCCAUCACAACAGCAGAGUUCAGGAUUUACAAAGAUCUCAUCCAGGAGCACAGUGAGAACAAAACAUUCAGAGUGAGUCUCUACCAGGUGCUGCAGGAUCCUCCAAACAGUGACUUGGAGCUGUUCCUGCUGGACCGGCGAGAAGUUCUGGCUUCAGAAGAGGGAUGGUUGGUCUUUGACCUGACCACCACAAGUAACCUGUGGCUGGUCAACCCUGAGCAUAAUCUUGGCCUGCACUUGGUCCUUGAGGACAGUCAUGGUCAGAAGAGAAACCCCCAGUUAGCUGGAGUGGUAGUGGGCGGUGGGCCUCAGGACAAGCAGCCAUUCCUGGUUGUCUUCUUCAAAACCAAUGAGGUGCGACUCCGCAGCGUUCGUUCAGCCAAUGGCCAAAAGGGGCGCCAGUCAAGCCGCUCUAAACCCCAAAGGACUGUUCAAGAUGCACUGAGGGAAGUGGAAGCUGCAACAGCCAAUAUCGGCAUCUCUAAAGAAGGAUGUAAAAAGCACGAGCUGUACGUCAGCUUCAAGGAUUUGGGAUGGCAGGACUGGAUCAUAGCACCAGAGGGCUACGCAGCAUAUUACUGUGAGGGAGAAUGUGCUUUUCCUCUGAACUCCUACAUGAAUGCCACCAAUCACGCUAUUGUGCAAACUCUGGUGCACUUUAUCAACCCAGAGACGGUGCCCAAAGCCUGCUGUGCCCCCACACAGCUCCACGGCAUCUCUGUGCUCUAUUUUGAUGAAAGCUCCAAUGUCAUCCUCAAGAAGUACCGCAACAUGGUGGUCAGAGCUUGUGGCUGUCACUGACUACUCAUAUUCCCCUCUGUGACGCGUACAAAUCCAGAGAGAUGCUGAAGAAAGGCGGAAUCGAAGCGAUGAUUAACUGACUGGUCACCGGAGAGCUUUCGCCGCAGAGCUUUAUUCUGGGGGUCUGUUUUUUUUAUUUUUUAUAUGACCAGCAGCUGAGCCAGCUUUAACCACUACCACAGCCCAAAUAGAGCUACUGGUUACAGAAAGGGAUUUUAUGGAUUUUUUUUUUCCCUUUGUAACGGAUUUUAUUUUUUUAUAUACUUUUGUGUGAAACUAGAGAGACUGCACCGAAAGGACUUCGAGCAGUGUGCAGAAGUUUCAUAAGCUGAGAAGGAACCUGUAAAAAGUACUGGUAGUGGUGUGUGCUAUCAUACAUGCAACAAAUAUCUCUAUUUGAAUUCUUUUUGAAAUAAGAAUAAAGAGUUUUGUCUUUGUGUUAAUUUAAUUAAA